UUGACGCCUUCACAAAACAAUUUAACACACAAAAUAUAUCCAUCCAUCCACAUCCCUUUAACUUGUUAGUAUAUCCUCUAAAACCAAUCGAAAUCACCAAAAUAUUUUUCUAUUUUUCUCUUUUCUUAUACGGAUCAACAAACAUAAAGUCCACAAAAUUGGGUCAUUCACUUUAUCUAAAAUUAUCCAUAAUCUCUUUUUCUCUCGCUUUCCUUCACAUAAGGUGAUAAAAAAGAUAUAUUCGAAAGAUAAUUUGCGCGGGGUAUUUUCUUCUGUUAAAUUUUAACUUUUCUUUAUAUGAAUGUUGACAUUUUUGUGUUUAAAUGAAUGCCAGGAAUGGAUGUGAAAUGAUAGACAAUAAAAAAGUGUUUUUAAUUUUUUUUACUUUUUUUAUCGAAAAGCGAAAAUCGCCUCUCCACUAAAUUUUCCUUUUUUGUACUUUUUCCUUUUCUCUUUUUCUUUUCCUAAAAAUAAAUUUUUGUAAUUAAUUUUUAAAAUUAAAAAAAUAUUUUUUAAAGUUUUAAAAGAAAUAUUUAAAUUAAUUUUUUAUAAUUUUGAAAUGGCCGUAAGGCCAACCAGCAGUCGGCAAUUUGACAAAAAUAAUAAAAACAAUAAUAACAACAAUAAUAAUUCUGAAAAGCAAAGAGUUGUUGAAUUUAAUAUAAAAGAGGAAUCUUCUGAUAAAUCUUCUGAUUUAUUAAAUACAAAAACAGAAAAUAAAAAAGAGGAAAAAUAUUUAAAAAGAGAAUUAGCCUAUAGAAGUAUUAUUUUAUUUAGUUCUUUAUUUAGUAUUAGUGCACUUCUUUGCCUUUGUGCAUUACUUCCAUCAUUAUAUAGCCAUGUUAAUAGUUUGGCUGGAUUCGCUAGAAAAGAUUUUGCUUUUUGUGAAGUAAUUUUAUUAAAUAUUAAAAAUCCCUCGACCAACUAA
Meloidogyne enterolobii is the source of this 928-nucleotide messenger RNA. NCBI's taxonomy places the organism in Eukaryota, Metazoa, Nematoda, Chromadorea, Rhabditida, Meloidogynidae. The record is from the annotation of a GenBank genome assembly.